UGGCACUGCACUUAUUACCUUGCAACUUGUAUAAAACUAGCUAUAAAUUGAAUCCAGCGCCGUUUCAUUUUCAAACCUUGGAGCAACUAAAAUAUCUCUUCGUUAUUACGAACCCCAUGGCAACUUAUUGCUCAAACAUUGAACUCUUGCCGCAAGAUUGUGUUUGUUCCAUUUUAUCGUACUUGUCCCCUGCCGAGGCAUGCACAUUCUCACUUGUCUCCUCAACCCUUCACUUCGCCGCCGACUCCGACACCGUUUGGAAGUCCUUCUUACCAUCCAACUAUGAAGACAUUGUAUCAAGGGCUGUCAAUCCCCUUCCCCUCCUCCAAUUCUCUCAUCAUCACAAGCAACUCUUUCAAGCACUCUCCCAUCCCCUCCCCCUUGACGCUGGCAACAAGAUCUUCCAAUUGGACAAGUCUUCCGGUAAAAUUUCGUAUAUCUUAUCUGCAACGGAGUUGUCUAUAGCAUGGAGCCAAGACACAAAUUACUGGACCUGGACACAAACCCCUGAAUCAAGGUUCUCAAUGGUGGCUGAGUUGAGAACAGUGAACUGGUUGCAAAUUGAGGGGAAGAUGAGAACAGGGGAGCUGACAGAGAGAACCACAUACGGUGCUUAUCUGAUAAUGAAAGUCUCGUCAAACAGAGCUUAUGGGCUUGACUCUGCGCCGGCGGAGAUAUCGGUUGCGAUCGGGGACAAAGUGGUGCAGAGAGGAAAGGCUUACUUGUGCCAGAAGGAGGAGAAGAAGCGCAUGAUGGAGAGGCUAAUGUACGGGAACCGAAGACACAUGUUGGGAAACGAAGAACAAGAGAAUAUUCCAGUUCCAUUGAAAAGAGAGGAUGAUGAUGGGUGGAUGGAGAUUGAAAUAGGGGAGUUCUUCACCGGGGACACUGAUCAAGAGAUCAAGAUCACUCUUAUGGAGGUUGGUUACCAUUUGAAGGCCGGCCUUAUCGUCCAAGGCAUUCAUGUUAGGCCUAAGCACAUAAUGGAACGCGUGCCAGAGGAUUGUUUUGCACACAUUUUAUCGUUUGCAUCCCCACAAGAUGCGUGUAGUUUGUGCCUGGUUUCAACGACGUUGCAGUCAAUGGCUGAUUCAGACAGUGUGUGGGAAAAGUUUUUGCCACUUGAUUGUGAAGAAAUUGUUUCAAGGAUCGUGAAUCCUUCAUUGUCGUGCUCCUCUAAUAAGAAGCACGUGUUUGUCACGGUAUGUAAACCACAACUAAUUGACGGCGGUAACAAGAUAUUCUGGAUUGAGAAAAAUUCAGGAAAAAUAUGCUACCAGUUGAGUGCAAGGGAACUUUCAAUUGCAUGGGGAAAGUGCCCUCUAUAUUGGUCCUGGAAACCAGUUGAAGGCUCAAGGUUUGAAGAAGCUGCUGAACUAAGAACGAUUUGCUGGCUAGAAAUGAAUGGCAGCAUAAGCACUGGAAUGUUAUCUCCCAAAACAUUAUACGGUGCGUAUCUGAAAGUGAAAAUAGCUGAUCGUGCCUAUGGCUUGGACUCUUUACCAUCACACGUGUCGGUUGAACUUCCCAAUUACAAAUCACAUGGAACUGUUUAUAUACGACGCCCCUCACACACACAUGAAGAAUGGUUGGAGAUUGAGUUGGGGAGCUUCUAUACUGGGCUGGAUAAAGAAGUUGUAAGAAUGGGCCUCAAGGAGGUCAAAGGCGUCCACUUGAAAGGUGGGCUUAUUGUUGAUGGAAUUGAAAUAAGGCCCAAAAUGGUCCAAUCAAGGCCCAAAAUCCCAAAAAAGGCUGAAACAGGUUUUUCUCACACCGCCUUUCCCGUGUAACCCUAGCAGUGCUCGGUGUUUAUAAAUGCAGGGUGUCAAUACUCAGUGCCACCAAAUGCAGCACUUUCAUUACUUGAUUGUUCCUGUGAUUUUGUGUUGAGGAUUAUGAGGUCAAUUUUAUUCAGAUUAAGCAAGUUUAAUUUUGUGUAUGGCAAUGAUGAUAAAUGUGAAUCCCAGCUCAUUAUGAGGCCUUUUCCAAGGUCCGGGAAUGGAAUUAUCCACAUCUAUCUGAGCUUCUAUGCCUACUCUCCAGUUAAGUGUUAUCUUUUGUUUCUUCUUAUUUAAUCAGAUUCCUACUGGCUCCAACUCUUUGUCAAGUUUUGCAAGAAA
Messenger RNA from Arachis stenosperma, 2120 nucleotides. RefSeq names its product F-box protein VBF-like. Lineage: Eukaryota; Viridiplantae; Streptophyta; Magnoliopsida; Fabales; Fabaceae. Gene Ontology annotation, molecular function: protein binding. The record is from RefSeq and is a predicted model, not a curated record. The coding region runs from base 117 to 1790 and encodes 557 amino acids. The transcript has 6 exons.